UCCUUUGCUUUUCUCAAAAGUGAAACUGACUCUUGCUUUUGCUCUUGUUGAUUUUUAUGCUAACUCUCAUUCCAUUUGCAAAAGAGAAAUAGCAACUUUGGAGUGUAAACGGAGCAACUGAUCUGAAGUUGAGAAUCACAGGAAGCUUGCAAAGGCGAUCAGAUCUGAAGCUUGUUUUGACAGGAAACCAUGGCUGAAGUUGUGGGUGGAGCUUUUCUCUCUUCUGCUCUUGCUGUUCUGUUUGAUAGGAUGGCUUCCCGUCCGGUUCUUGACUUCAUCCGAGGAAAGAAGACCACCGCUGGGCUGCUCCGCAAUUUGAAGAUUAAGUUGUUGUUGGUUAAUAAAUUUCUCGAUGAUGCAGAGGAGAAGCAACUCAGAAACGAUAGAGUCAGGAAAUGGCUUGAUGAGCUUAAAGAUGUUCUCUAUCGUGCAGACGACCUGUUGGAUGAGAUAAAGACUGAAGCUCUGCGUUGCAAGAUGGAACAAGAAGAUUCUGGAAGCAGCCGCAUAAAUCAGGUGUUAAGGAGACUCAAGUUUAGUUCUAUUUCCAUUCAUAAAUUUGACAAAAGUCUGAAACCCAGGAUACGGGAUAUUCUUGAAAGACUGCAAUCUGUUGUCGACGGAAAAGAUGUGCUUGAUUUGAAAGAAGGUGUUAAGGAGAGAUCACAAGGAAGACUGCCUACAACUUCUUUGGUAGAAGAGUUCGGUGUAUAUGGAAGGGAUGGAGAAAAGGAGGCCAUUAUCAAGUUAUUGUUAGCGGAUGGUAUGACUGGAAAUAAAAUAGAUGUGCUUCCAAUUGUGGGCAUGGGUGGGCUUGGAAAGACCACUCUUGCUCAACUUGUAUACAAAGAUGACAGAGUCAAGAAACAUUUUAACCAUCAGUCAUGGCUUUGUGUUUCGGAAGAAUUUGAUGUCACCGAAUUAACACAGUAUAUUUACAGGUCAGUGACUUCAGAUGUUUGUAAUAUCACAGACCUUGACAUGCUUCAAGUUAAACUACAGACGACAUUGACAGGGAAGAAAUUUCUCUUUGUUCUUGAUGAUGUUUGGACUAUGACUAAUGACGAGUGGGAUCUCUUAAGCCGACCCUUUGAGAGUGGAGGUCAUGGAAGUAAGAUCAUUGUCACAACACGUCAUGAAGAUGUUGCAGGCAUUAUGGGUACCCUUCAAAGUCAACAUCUAAUGCCAAUAUCUGGGGAAGACUGCUGGUCGUUGUUCUCAAAACAUGCCUUCAAGAAUGCAGGUGUUACUGCAGAUCCGUCGCUUGAAGUGAUUGGAAGACAGAUUGUUCAAAAGUGUAAGGGACUCCCUUUAGCUGCAAAAUCACUUGGGGGUCUUUUACGUUCUGAACCAAAUAUUGAGAAAUGGGAAGAAGUAUUGAACACUCACAUAUGGGAGUUGCUAGAUAAAAAGAAUGGCAUUUUGCCGGCUCUAUGGUUGAGCUACCAUAAUCUACCUCCGCAUCUGAAGCGUUGUUUUGCUUACUGUUCCAUAUUUCCUCAAGAUUAUCAGUUUCACAAACCGGAUCUGGUUUUGUUGUGGAUAGCUGAAGAUCUCUUACCGUCGAAUUCGAAGACUACAUUUGAACAAGUUGGAGAGAACUACUUUGAUGAUCUUGUGUCAAGGUCAUUUUUUCAACAUGUACCGAAUCACUUUUCUGGUAAGGCAGUUUUCACAAUGCAUGAUCUUCUUCAUGACUUGGCAAACUUUGUCUCUGGAGAGUUUUGUGUUAGAUUGGAGAACAAAGACUCAGUAUUGGAAAAUGUCAGCAAGAGUCGCCACUUUUCAUGUGCAUACCGCAGUUUUGAUCAAUGGGACAGUUUGUAUGAAGCUAAGUAUUUGAGGACCUUUCUAGUAUCUGAUUAUAUCUACAGCAAACGUCCCAACUUAGAUUUUGAUAAAUUCCUGAAGCUUCAGUGUUUAAGAGUGCUCGAUAUAUCAAGGUACUAUCUCCGUGAGCUACCUAGUUCAAUUAGCAAGUUGAAGCAUCUAAGGCACUUGGACUUGUCUGGCUCAUCAAUUAAAAAGUUACCUGAUAAAAUGUGUACUUUAUAUAAUUUACAGACGUUAUUGUUGUCGUAUUGUGAAUCUCUUGUUGAGUUGCCAACUGAUUUGGGAAGAUUAAUCAACUUGCGUCAUCUUGAUAUUCGAGACACAAAGAUAGAAAAGAUGCCACCAAGUAUGGGCAAAAUGAAAGAUCUCCAAACAUUAAGAGGUAAGUUUGUCCUAGACAAAUACACUAGUGAUAACUUUGUUGAGAUUAAAGAGCUUCAGCAGUUGCGCGGAACACUAUGUAUAUCUGGGCUUCGCCAUAUUGUGCAUGUCACGGAUGCCUUGGAGACCAAUAUGAGAAAGAAGAAGCAUCUGGAUAAAUUAGUUUUGGAAUGGGGAGGCAAGUAUGGUGACACCGACGAUACACAAAAAGAGAGAGAUGUGCUGGAGAACCUCCAACCUCAUACAAACCUACAAAAACUCACCAUUCAAUCUUAUGGGGGCACAAGAUUACCAGGUUGGUUGGAAGAUCUUUCUAGUUUAUCUAAUCUGGUUCGUCUUCGACUUCUGGAUUGCGGAAAUUGUUUGUCCUUGCCAUCAGUUGAGCAGCUACCCUCCCUCCAAGAGCUUAAGAUUCAAGGAUUUAAUGGAGUGGUGACUGUGGGUUCUAAGCCUUUUCCUAAUCUUCGUAAGCUUCGUCUGAAAUCUUGUCCCGAGGUAAGCGGGGCAUUCAUGUUAGCCUGCUUCCCAAAGCUUGAAAGCCUCGAUUUGGAGGAUGUGAAUGUAGAAUCUCUUAAUUCCCCUUCACUCCUCUCCCUUGUCCGCCUUAAAAUCUCUUCAUGCCCAAAUUUUGUUUGUUUUCCCGAUGGAGGGCUGGAUGCGCCCAACCUGGAGACCAUAGAAGUCUAUGAAUGUUGGAAACUGAUGUCAUUGCCACAGCACAUGCACAACCUUCUCCCAUCUCUGUGGAGGUUGAUCUUAUCUGAUUGUCCAGAAUUGGAAUCAUUUCCCGAAGGGGGAUUGCCGUCUAAGUUGGAAGAGUUGCGCAUCCAUUGUUGCAAGAAACUCCUCAUUGGAAACCGUAUGCAGUGGGGUCUACCAACACUCACCUCUCUCAAAUUCUUGAGCGUCAAAUUUAAGGGAUGUGAACAAGUUGUAGAUUCAUUUCCAGACGAGGGGCUGCUGCCCACCACUCUCGGAUCACUCGACAUCUUCAGUAUUUCGAAGCUGGACGGCAAGGGGUUUAGACAACUCACCUCUCUUAAACAGUUGGGAAUUUACUUUUGCCCUGAACUCAGGUGCUUGCCAGAUGAAGGGCUACCCACUUCCCUUUCUGAUCUGCACAUCUGUCAUUGUCCUUUACUAGAACUACGUUGCCAGAGGGAGACUGGGGAAGAUUGGCCCAAGAUUGCUCACAUCAACAGCAUUCUAAUCAAUUUGAACCAUAUAUGACGUGCAAUGGAUUCUGUCUCUCAUAAUUGGCAGGGCAAUGUUCACUGAUGUAUAUAGGCUGUUGUUUUUGAAUAAAAGAAGACUGUCACAAAUAGAUGUGUACAAAGAAUUGCCUGAGUAGUGUAAAUAAUGCUAAGAAGUGACGCAGCAAAAUGAAUCCCAGGAUGAUGGAGGGAUCCAUUCGGAAUGGAGGAGAUGGAAUUCUAUGAGGAAGUGAAAAUGGAAUAUGCAAAAGAGAAAAUCAGGUGACAAGUCGUCACAGAAGGCUGCUAUUAAGGCUUCCAAAAAAUUAAAGAAUUCUGAUGCUGCACAUCAGGAAUUGGAAUCAUUUCCCGAAGGGGGCUUGCCGUCUAAGUUAGAAUACUUGCGCAUCUGGUGUUGCAAGAAACUCCUCAUUGGAAACCGUAUGGAGUGGGGUCUACCAACACUCAUCUUUCUCAGAUUCUUGGGUGUCGACUUUGAGGUAUGUGAACAAGUUGUAGAUUCAUUUCCAGACAAGGGGCUGCUGCCCACCACUCUCGGAUCACCCGACAAGGGGUUUAAACAACUCGCCUCUCUUAACCAGUUGAUAAUUCGCGAUUUCCCUGAACUUCGGUGCUUGCCAGGUGAAGGGCUACCCACUUCUCUUUCCCAUCUGGACAUCGAUCAUUGUCCUUUACUAGAACAACGUUGCCAGAGAGAGACGGGAAGAUUGGCCCAAGAUUGCUCACAUCAAGAGCAUUUAUAUCAAUAACAAACGUAUAUGACGUGCAAUGGUGCUUUGUAAUUCCCUGAUCAGAUGAUUCCACUGCUGAGAUAUUGGAUUGAAAUUUCCUGUCGAUGUUGCACAAGGUUCUGAAUUAGUAGUGCUAUCACGCGAGUACAAGACUGUGGCCAGAGGAAUGGUUGCCAAUGUAUACAGGAUUUUAUUUUCUACAAAACAAAGAAGGUAACAAAAGAGGAUGUGUGAAAAGUUUCCUGGUAAUGCUUGAUUCAUCCAUGGCUACACAUUUGUCAAGUUCCAUGGAUUUCAGGGUGCUCUACAUCAUGUCUUUAUUGUGGACCAAUCAGAGCGUUUGCAUAUAUGAAGUAUGCAAUUGCAGGUGGCUCUAGUACUUUUAGAACCAACUUCAUUGUUGCCUCUUGGUUCCCUGGUUGAUUCGGUUACCAUCCAGUUUGGAGCCUCUAAAUCAUCACUUACUGAAAAGUUCUAGGUACAGUUCUGAGCUAAGCAUUCUCCAUGCAGAUCUUCUUUUCUGAAGUUUUCUUAGGAUUCCCUCCUCUCAUAAAUGGCAGGGCAAUGUUUGCUGCUGUAUAUAGGCUGUUGUUUUCUAAUAAAAGAAAACUUUCACAAACAGGAUGUGUACAAAGAAUUUCCUGAAUAUGCAAAAGAGAAAUUAGGUGAUGAUUCUUAACAGAAGGCUGCUCUUAAGGCUUCCAAAAAAUCAAAGAAUUAAUCCUGAUGCUGCACAUUACGGGAAACAAACUUUUGUGCUUGUUAAUUGAUUGCUGGCUUGCUGCAAGUAAAAUGGAUUCUUACUGUGCUGCAAUAUGCUUGUAGAAGAGAACUGAAGCAGUAAUGAAUUUGUGAAACAAUGUUCAAAUCUUCAACUUUUUUCCUUUUUCUAUUUGCAUUUCAAUGUAAUGUUAUUAUCUUGUUAUAAUCUUGAGACAAUGAGAGUAGAUUACUAGACAGUCUCAUGUUAUAAUCUUCAAUUUUUGCGUCAGAAGUUUGUCUCGAGACACUUUGGCAUAAACUUUCAGUGUUUCAAGUUUCAUAAACACUUAAACUAUUCAAACUUCUUUACUUAUUUGAUCCUUCAUGCCAUUGUCACA
Messenger RNA from Rosa rugosa (rugosa rose), 5259 nucleotides. Its product is annotated as putative disease resistance RPP13-like protein 1. The transcript is spliced from 13 exons. The coding region runs from base 190 to 3444 and encodes 1084 amino acids. Gene Ontology annotation, molecular function: ADP binding. Lineage: Eukaryota; Viridiplantae; Streptophyta; Magnoliopsida; Rosales; Rosaceae. The record is from RefSeq and is a predicted model, not a curated record. Gene Ontology annotation, biological process: defense response to other organism.